AUGCAUCUUGCUGGGAUGUGUAAGCCCUGUGUGCUGAUUGAGGAAGAGCGCCGGUCGAUUGAGAAGCAGAUGAAAGCAUCAGCAGGUGAUCAUCAAGGUCUCGUGACGCUCAGAUCUGUCGGGAUUAAUGGCGCCGAGCGCGUCACAAUCCGGAUCAGUCGGAAAGGAUGGCACAUGCUUCUCAACUUCUGCUUCCACACGGCCCUGACGUUCGCUGUCUUCGCCGGAGGCAUCAACCGAAUCAAAUACCCCAUCAUCUGCCAGGCCGUCGGUAUUGUCUUGCAUUACUCGUCUCUGUCCACGAUGCUCUGGUUGGGCGUCACGGCACGAAACAUCUACAAACAGGUGACCAAAAAACCACAGCAGCCGCAGAACGGAGACCACGCGCCGCCUCACCCCGCCAGAUCACCCAUGCUGAGGUUUUAUUUAGUGAGUGCAGGAGUUCCCUUCAUCAUCUGCGGCAUCACAGCAGCCAUCAGCAUCGAGAACUAUGGCAGCGGAGAGCAGACGCCGUUCUGUUGGAUGGCGUGGGAGCCGAGUCUGGGCGCCUUCUACGGCCCCGUGGGCUUCAUCGUCCUAGUGACCUGCGUCUACUUCUUGUGCACCAUCAUCCAGCUGCGCAAACACCCCGAGCGGAAAUACGAGCUGAAGGCGGUGAGCGAGGAGCAGCAGCGGCUCUCUGACGUCCACCAGGGGGAGCCGGCGAGCGGUCAGUGUCACGGCGGCUGCCCGGGUCUCAUCAACCCAUCCACGCUGGCCAACGAACACUCGUUUAAAGCCCAGCUGCGGACGGCGGCGUUCACGCUGUUUUUAUUCACAGCCACGUGGACAUUCGGCGCGCUUGCCGUUCCGCAAGGCCACUUUCUGGAUAUGAUCUUCAGCUGCUUAUACGGGGCGUUUUCCGUCACGCUCGGGUUGUUCGUUUUGAUUCAUCAUUGCGCAAAACGCGAUGAUGUCUGGCACUGCUGGUGCGCAUGCUGUCCCGGGCGACGCCCCUCCAACGCAUGCCACGCCCACACCCACGGCCACGCCCACAAACUCAACAUAAAUGGCGACGCCCACUCCCACUGCCAUCUAGAUAGUGGGAAACCUGUUCACUGCGCAUGUCGCGCCGCCGCGCAAAAUCACGUGACCUGCCUGACACCGGUUUCACCGUGUUGCGCCGCUCUGCAUUCGCAACAGCUCCUAGAAGACGAAACAAGCGCCCAUGUGCUUCUCCACGCCGACCAUGACGGUUACCGACCUGCCGUGCGAUUGCACCGCUGCUCCAAACCCAUCAGGACUAAAACAAGGCGCCAACGCGAACUAGCGUUGCGCAUUCCCUCUGGAGCGGACGCCACUAGCGCGCACAGCUCACGCGCUAACAGCCCACAUGCCCACAUUUGCCACUUAGCUCACGAAGUUUGCCCUCACGAGGCGCUCACGCUCUGCCACCAUCAUCACAUGUGCUGCGCACAAGACGAGCUCCUCGACGCGGGCGAGAGCUUUCUGUGUGGGAAACUCGCGGAGGACGAUUUGCAUCACGCGCAUAUAGAGCUGCACGCCCGCAGACAGUCGCUGGCCAAUCAGAACAGCAUCCUGAAGGGAAACACGCUGUAUCCGUCCGACAUCACGGGGAAUAUACGCACCGGACCCUGGAGAAACGAAACUACCGUGUAGUUCGACCGAACUCCAACACUUCUUAGGAUUUAAGAAAAUAACUUUUUUUAGUACCAUCCCAAGCUCUUUCCUGCAUCAUUCGUCGUACAGGAUGAUUCUGCGGAUCGUACAAAUGCGAGAACGAAAAACCCGGGGCCUCAUUUAUAAUACACAUAUAUACAAGUUGAAGCCCACAAAUGUAUCUUUAUAUAAAAGAUGUACAGCCAUCAUCAAU
This is a messenger RNA of Sinocyclocheilus anshuiensis, 1873 nucleotides long. RefSeq names its product adhesion G protein-coupled receptor A1. The record is from RefSeq and is a predicted model, not a curated record. Bases 1 to 1659 code for a protein of 552 amino acids. The transcript is spliced from 5 exons. Gene Ontology annotation, cellular component: glutamatergic synapse; plasma membrane; postsynaptic density. Gene Ontology annotation, biological process: cell surface receptor signaling pathway; G protein-coupled receptor signaling pathway. Gene Ontology annotation, molecular function: G protein-coupled receptor activity. Lineage: Eukaryota; Metazoa; Chordata; Actinopteri; Cypriniformes; Cyprinidae.